This is a messenger RNA of Physcomitrium patens, 1902 nucleotides long. The record is from RefSeq and is a predicted model, not a curated record. Lineage: Eukaryota; Viridiplantae; Streptophyta; Bryopsida; Funariales; Funariaceae.
GUCUCAUUCAUUUGGAAUUAGCUCAGACUUUUUCUUGAUCAUUUCAACUGCAUAUCCUCUCUCUCUGUGUUCGUUCAGUUAUUUUGUGUCAGGUUGUGAGAUUCAAUUGUCCAUCCGGUGCGUGAGGUCAUCAGCGUGGUAAGUUCUGCGAGUUCCGCUUCGUCGCGGUGCUGGCGAUGACUAGGAGAAGGGGAGGUGGAAUGCGGGCCGUCGAGGCCUUCACGCUGUCCCUAGCUGUCGCAUUCAAUUUCUUUGAGCCUGCUAAGGCUGAGCUCAAGAACUGCACUUGCUCUGCGGUGUACUCGUUCGGGGACUCGCUGACGGACAAUGGCAAUGGUAUCGCUACCUUUCCGGACCAGUUCAUCGACUCUGAGACAAAUCCUAAUGGCUUUAAUUUCCCGCAUCAUGCUGCUGAUCGGUACUGUGAUGGUCGGCUUCUGGUGGAUUACAUUGCGUUUGGCAUGGGAAGGAAGCCGAAUUAUGCGAUCCUCAGAAGCAUCGCUGCGGACUUCACAUACGGCGCCAACUUUGCCGUUGCUGGAGCGACAGCACGCAACAAUACCGAGUGGGUCCAGGAAACUGGGUUCAGCAGUCCGUUCUCCUUGAAUGUCCAGGUAUCUUGGCUGGAGCGCUACAAAGUUCGAUUGCAGUUUUAUUACGCACAAGUUGAAUUGAACAGCACUACACGCGGCGUCGUGUAUCAGUCUCUGCCAGCCUCGGACUCCCUCAACACUUCGUUGUACUUCGUCUAUGCUGGUUUUCAGGAUUAUUUUUUCCCCAUGUAUUACCAAACUAUGACCCCGACGGAAGCUCUUGACAUUGUGGAUGCGGUGGUGGACUCCAUCGUCGCGGCUAUACAGCGAAUCUACGCAUUUGGUGCGAGGAGCAUAAUGAUUGUGAACCUACCGCCCAUGGGGUGCUUGCCGGCUCUGCUGACACUUUAUGCCGACGAGGAUUCUGAGAAAUACGACACAUAUGGGUGUUUGGAUAGUCCCAACAAGGUCAGCAACUCCCACAACACGCUGCUCGAAAGCCGCGUUGCCGACCUGCGCCACAAUUACACAAAUGCUACGUUCUACUACGCCGACUAUUACAGCGUGUACAGAGACGUACUGAAAUCCCCUACACUCUACGGAAUAUCCGAGUCAGACACGUUGACAGCAUGCUGCGGUUAUGGUGGCUCAUACAACUUCAACGCAAGCUUGUUCUGUACACACUCGGGGAUAAUGAACGGUGGCAUGGUCAAUUUGUCCUAUCCUUGUUCGAACUCUACAUCGUAUAUAAAUUGGGACGGAAUCCAUCCUACAGCGCAGAUGAACUGGAUAACGGCAACGUUGUUUUUGAAUGGAACGCAUAUCACACCUGCCGGGGGUUUUAAUUGCAGUGCCGACACCAGCAACUGGUACAACUGAUGUUCCACUUCAGACGAGCUGGAAGCUGAAUACGCUGCUGGAACAGCAGGAAUACGCUUCUACGGCAGUUCCAUUUUUGUGUCUUCUAUCCCUCGCUCCAUCAUCCUGUAGCUUACACUUGUCCCACCGAAUCAACCCUCUCCUUGACAGUUGUCCGAUCGAUUGUCGUGGUGGUUGUGGGGUGGGCAUUCUCUACUCUGCGUAGCUCUCGGCUUCAUGAUGUAGGUUAGACCGAUAGAUUUGAUAAAGGGCAUUGAAAAGAUUAACUUCUUGUUUAUCGGUAGUCUCGCCACCUCAUUCUGGACUCCGAAAUCUAGCACAUGUGUUCUGGUAGGGACAAGGUUUCACCAAUUGGUAUUUGUACUUUUUAACAGCACCAGUACAAGCUGCCAUAAUACUGACUUGUACAAGGGGGAUAACACUGCCUGCUGAUCCCGAUUGACGUGGCUAGCACGCUCUGUGUACCACUUCAUUCACCCUUUAACUACAA